Messenger RNA from Andrographis paniculata, 902 nucleotides. Its product is annotated as ferredoxin, leaf L-A-like. The transcript has a single exon. NCBI's taxonomy places the organism in Eukaryota, Viridiplantae, Streptophyta, Magnoliopsida, Lamiales, Acanthaceae. The coding region runs from base 249 to 686 and encodes 145 amino acids. Gene Ontology annotation, biological process: electron transport chain. Gene Ontology annotation, molecular function: 2 iron, 2 sulfur cluster binding; electron transfer activity. The record is from RefSeq and is a predicted model, not a curated record.
CACAAAAUAAAAAAAAACAGCGUAAAAAAAUGAAAGACUGGAAGUGAAGAGAAAAAAUGCAGGCACGGUACCUGCGAUUCAGUGGAGAUAAGCAGAUCAAUGGAACGAGCCACAGGAUGUUGCCACGUGUCACGCUUUCCAGCCACACAGAAUUCUAGCCGCACGAUAUUUAUCCAUCCGUCUGCGCCAUUUCCUCCUCUACCCAAUCAGUAUUUCAUCAAAAAAACUCCUCCAUUGCAACUCCAACAAUGGCAUCCAUCGCCAGCUCCAUCGCCAACACCGUCCUGCUUCCUCGGAAGCCGCCGGCUUCCGCCAGCCUCCGCGCGCUUCCAAACCAGGCGGCGACGUUCGGCGUCCGGACAGGCAACGGCGGCAGGGCGAAGUGUAUGGCGUCGUCGUACAAAGUGAAGCUCGUCACUCCUGAGGGAGAGAAGACGAUAAACUGCCCUAGCGACGUGUACAUCCUCGACGCGGCGGAGGACGCCGGCGUCGACCUACCGUACUCGUGCCGCGCCGGAUCGUGCUCCUCGUGCGCCGGUAAGGUCGUGAGCGGCUCCGUCGACCAGUCCGACCAAAGCUACCUCGACGACGACCAGAUUGACGGCGGAUGGGUGCUAACGUGCGCGGCGUAUCCUACUUCGGAUCUCGUCAUCGAGACGCACAAGGAGUCGGAUCUCUUCGACUGAUCGAUCGAUGCAACCAAAUUAAACUUCGCCGGUUCCUUCAUCAUCAUGUCGUCGUCUUCGAGUUAGCAGUGAUUGUAGAAGAAAUCAAUUUAGGGAUUGCUGGAGUGAGUCUGGAUGUCUCUAGAAGGAUCUACUGUGCCUUUUGAUUUCUUCGUUACGAACCGUCUUCGCUUUCGUUUACAUAUCUGCUGAUUUAUCACGAAAUAAUUUACUUAA